Juglans microcarpa x Juglans regia is the source of this 1848-nucleotide messenger RNA. Its product is annotated as catalase isozyme 1. Gene Ontology annotation, molecular function: heme binding; catalase activity. The record is from RefSeq and is a predicted model, not a curated record. Bases 179 to 1657 code for a protein of 492 amino acids. Lineage: Eukaryota; Viridiplantae; Streptophyta; Magnoliopsida; Fagales; Juglandaceae. Gene Ontology annotation, cellular component: peroxisome; plasma membrane; cytoplasm. Gene Ontology annotation, biological process: response to hydrogen peroxide; hydrogen peroxide catabolic process. The transcript has 8 exons.
UGGUGAGAUGAAAUUACGGAAAUAGGCAACAGAAAAAGAAAAAAACCAGCACAAAAAGCGCGAGCUCGAGUUUCUCUAUAAAAAGUUCCGAAUCAAUAUCCAGACCCCACUAAUUUGCCCACUGAAAUUUCAAUCCUACAGGAACCUCUUCCUUCCUCUUCCCUCUUGACCCAUCGGCAUGGAUCCUUACAAGUACCGUCCCUCAAGUGCUUACAACUCACCCUUCUGGACUACGAACUCCGGUGCUCCGGUUUGGAACAACAACUCGUCCUUGACCGUUGGGUCCAGAGGACCAAUUCUUCUUGAGGACUAUCAUCUGGUGGAGAAAAUUGCACAGUUUGAUAGGGAGCGGAUCCCAGAACGUGUAGUCCAUGCUAGGGGAGCCAGUGCCAAGGGGUUCUUUGAGGUCACCCAUGAUAUAUCUCACCUAACAUGUGCUGAUUUCCUGCGUGCCCCAGGAGUUCAGACACCUAUUAUUCUCCGUUUCUCAACUGUUAUCCAUGAGCGUGGUAGCCCUGAAACCCUGAGGGAUCCUCGAGGUUUUGCAGUGAAAUUUUACACCAGAGAGGGUAAUUUUGAUCUGGUGGGAAACAAUUUUCCCGUCUUUUUUAUUCGUGAUGGUAUGAAAUUUCCAGACAUGGUCCAUGCCCUGAAACCCAACCCUAAGUCUCAUAUCCAAGAGAAUUGGAGGAUUGUUGACUUCUUUUCCCACCAUCCAGAAAGCCUGCACAUGUUCACCUUCCUUUUUGAUGAUUUGGGUGUUCCACAAGAUUACAGGCACAUGGAAGGUGCAGGUGUUAACACCUAUACCUUGAUCAACAAGGCUGGGAAAGCACAUUAUGUGAAAUUUCACUGGAAACCCACUUGUGGGGUUAAGUGUUUGUUGGAGGACGAGGCUAUUAAGGUUGGAGGAGCUAAUCACAGCCAUGCCACACAGGAUCUAUAUGACUCAAUUGCAGCUGGAAACUAUCCUGAGUGGAAACUAUACAUCCAGACUAUUGAUCCAGAUCAUGAGGACAAAUUUGACUUUGAUCCACUUGAUGUAACCAAAACCUGGCCCGAGGACAUUUUGCCCCUGCAACCAGUAGGCCGCAUGGUCUUAAACAAGAACAUUGAUAACUUCUUCGCUGAGAAUGAACAACUUGCAUUUUGCCCUGCCAUUGUGGUUCCUGGUAUCUACUACUCAGAUGACAAGUUGCUCCAGACUCGGAUCUUUUCCUAUUCUGAUACUCAGAGGCACCGUCUUGGACCAAACUAUCUGCAGCUCCCAGCUAAUUCUCCAAAGUGUGCUCAUCACAACAAUCACCACGAUGGUUUCAUGAAUUUCAUGCACAGGGAUGAGGAGGUCAAUUACUUCCCUUCGAGAUAUGAUCCUGUUCGUCAUGCUGAGAGGUUCCCCAUUCCUCCUGCUGUCUGCACUGGGAAGCGUGAGAAGUGCAUCAUUGAGAAAGAGAACAACUUCAAACAACCCGGAGAGAGAUACAGAUCCUGGGCACCAGACAGGCAAGAGCGUUUUAUCUCCCGAUGGGUAGGUGCUUUAUCUGAUCCUCGCGUCACCCAUGAGAUCCGUAGCAUCUGGAUCUCAUACUGGUCUCAGGCUGACAGGUCUCUGGGUCAGAAGCUAGCAUCUCGUCUUAAUGUGAGACCAACCAUGUGAAGUAGGGAUGCAAGCUGGAACUUUUGAGUUGGAGAGAGUAAAGAAAGGAAUGUGAGAGGAUGCCUGGUCAUUUGGAAGGAUAAAAUCAGUGUUAGUCCAAUGUUUUCUGUGUAAUCAUAUGCUAAAACUUGAAUGUUGUCUCUUUUAACCUGAUGCUUCGAUCUAAUAAUGCCGGUUGCAUGUGCAAGUGC